Messenger RNA from Sus scrofa (pig), 5872 nucleotides. RefSeq names its product TATA-box binding protein associated factor 8 (gene TAF8). Gene Ontology annotation, biological process: transcription initiation at RNA polymerase II promoter. Gene Ontology annotation, cellular component: transcription factor TFIID complex. The record is from RefSeq and is a predicted model, not a curated record. Gene Ontology annotation, molecular function: protein heterodimerization activity. Lineage: Eukaryota; Metazoa; Chordata; Mammalia; Artiodactyla; Suidae.
ACACACACACACACACACACACACACGGCCAUGAGCAAAGGAUACCAGCUCUGCGUUGUCCGGAUAACCCUUCUCCAGGCUUCCUGGAGCUCCCUGAAAAUAGCACCAGCACCCAAGCUCAGCUAACAGAUUGCUGCUCUCCUUUGUAUCGCCUGAGAUACAGGACCACAGCUUCCUUUCGGAAACAUCUAAGCUCCUGGCUCAAGGCUCACAUCCCAUGUGGUGGGUCAAGGAGGCAGACUGGCCUAAUGGUUAAGAACAGGUCAGCUGACCCAGGUCUCCCAAGUCAAGCGACCUGGGUUCAAAUCCCAGCCCUGCCAUUUACGCCUGGUGUCCUCUUUAGGAAAAUGGUCGCUGUGCCUGUUUCCUCAACGAGAAGAUGGAGAUGAUCCUAGCGCUCACCUCACAGGACGGGCAGAAGAAUUAAACCAGACAUCACACCAAAACCAUUUAGGAGGGUACUUGACAGUGCUAUAGAAGCCCUAGCUGUUGCUCUGGACCCUUUAGGGAAGGAAAUGGCAAAGAGAAGACACUCGGAGGUCAUGGGCUCAAGGACCGGACAGACUAGGUUCCUGCUGGAAUUCUCAGAGUCGCUUUUGAUCCUAAAGUCCAGGGGAGCAGAGGCUCUGACUUGUCAACCAUUAUGUCCUGUGCAGACAGUGUGGCCACAGCAAACAGGUGUUGGAUGGUUGAAUCCAUUGCUGUGUCAGCCAUCUCCCAAGGGAGCCUGGGGACUGAAAAAGCAGAAGAACCUACAGGGAAGCAUGGGGGGAAUCCAGUUCUCUUCACUCUCUGGUCCCAAAGAGAAAGGGCACAGUGCAAGGACUUGGUAGAGGACGCAGUCCCAGCAUCCAGGGACGGGGAGUGGGUGGUGCCCCAGGACUGUGUGGACUGUUACAUCACCCCUGGGGUGGACUCUCCUAGCUUCGUCCAGCUGGAAAUUUCUGGGUUCUUGGGGACCAGCCCGGACACAUGCCUUUCCCUAAAGUCAUCCUGUUACAUUCCUAUCUCUUCUUCAUGUCUAGACAGUGGGUUAAAGAAUGCCGAGACGGCUUCUGGGUGCCCACUGUUUUCCAAGGCCCAAUGCCACAGUCAGGGGCGAGUCCAGCUCUGCAGAAUCAAUAAGUGCCCAGCAAAGACUUCCCAUCACACCUCUGCCUGGGGACUAGUCAUCAUUCAGAAGCCAACUCAAAUGUCCUCUUCUCUCUGAAGCCUUCCCAGCCACCCCAACCUGGCACCUUAUCUCUGGUGUUCUAUGACCCAGGCUAGAUCACUGUGGACAAAUAACAUCACUGCACCCUCAGCGCCCACACACCAUCCCAGACACAUACUAGGCGCUCAAUGUGUGCAAAUGAAUACCGUAAUGCUUUCUGAAUAAUAGCAACCAAUUUCCUCAGUUAAUCCUCUUGUUGACACAUUAAAAGACACAGAAGAGGCUAAAGCCGUCACUUGUGUAACCCGCAGACACCAAAGGGACCCCCACUGAGAGGCUCCUCCUUCCAGUCCUCUGGCCUCCUCCCUCAGCCCUGGCUGGCAGGAGGACCCCCAAGGCUCGCUGCCCACACUGGGUCUGCCCCCCUACUGCCUCCCACCCCAUCUCUGAAUUAUGAAGAAGGACGACAGACAGCCCAGUGAAGUCACUAGGCUUCCAGAUCAGUUUGAAGAGGGCCUGUGUGGACACAGAGAAAGUUCAGAGCUUUGGGGGAGCUCUCUGCCUUUCAGCCUCUGCAACUCAGAGAGAAAGUGAACCGAGCUUUGAGAGACAUCGAGGAGGCUGAUCAGGUCGCCACCUCCGACUCCCCGCCCAGGUGUCCCGCCUCAGCUCGAAGGCCCCAGCGAAGCGGGGAGAUGCUGACACCCAUCUAUCUUGGCUUCUCCAGCCUUCAAGCCUACCUCCUCGGCAGGUGAGCCCCCCGGAGCACUGGCCGUGGCCGCAGACACUCUCCCGCCGCCGCCUCUGGUUUCUGUCUUUGGCGAGGUGGGGGGUCGCCACCUCCAGCCGCGGGGAGGGGCGUGCACCCCUCCCCCAGACGCCCAAACAGAACCAGUCUCCACCGCCGCAGGCGCGGCGUGUUUACAAAGUCGGCGCCGCGCCGCCAAUCCCGAGUUUAAAGCUGGGCAGGAAGUGGGGAAGGGGGGGCGGAGGAGACAAAGGGGCUGGGUGCUCUGCUCAACUCAGGUUUGGGGCCCGAUUUCUCCGGGUGGCUCACCCCGCGCAGCGACCCCGACCGUCAGACCUGCCCCCUGUGCCCCAGGUGAGGGGACCGGGCGCCCCCCACGCUCAGGUGCGCGCGGCGGGGCAGGCGUGGCGCAGGUUUCCCCGACUUCUGCAUGUGAGCGUUUUCUGCUCAUCCACUCGCCACGCAAGAAAUAAAUAACAUUAGGCGCUGCUUCUUGACCUCUUACUCUCAGUCUGCACAGUGAUAAACUCUGUGUAUAUUAGCUUAUUCCCUCCCCCGCGGCUACCCAUCCCACCCUAAUUUCACGAAAGAGGAAACUGAGGCAAAGUGAGGUUAGGUAAUUUGCCCGAAGUCCCACAGCUGGCGAGUGCUGAGAUUCAAACCCAGCCUCUGCGAGCUGCCGGGCACCCGCAAACGGAGACAGACGAGGCGCGGUGCAUGAAGGACCCCCAUCCAGAGGGGCUGACCCGCGAGUGAACCGCAGAAAACCACAGGCACUACGUAGACUCCACGGCCUGGGAGUGAGGCAGGCACCGGACAGCCUCCUACCGCCGACGCCUCCCGGCUCGCCCCAAAAAUACCUGAGGGUUAAUUGAGGGCGAGAAGGCAGCCGGAUGCAGUGGCACACCUGGAUUACGUGACUGCUGGCUCUCGUUCCAAGUGGGCCAUUGGCUGGCUCUGGGUCCGUCAGCACAAAACAAAGCUUCCCCAAAUAUCCAGGCUCAGGAGACUCACUUGGAGAACUUAAGAAUACAGAUGCCCAAGACCCCUCCUCCAGAGAGUAAAGUCACGGGGAUCCGCCGGACCUAGCCAGGUGUGGCUAACAAUCAGAGAUCAGGAAGUAAACAGUCCACUAACCCUGCUGAUAACUACCAUCUGGCCCGGAGGCGAACUCUGCAAGUGGUUGUGAGCUCCCUGUUAACAGAGGCAGGGUUUGAGAGCGCUGAGAAAGCAUCUGUGGAAACACUGACAGAGAUGCUGCAGAGCUACAUUUCAGAAAUUGGGAGGAGUGCCAAGUCUUACUGUGAGCACACAGCCAGGACCCAGCCCACACUGUCAGACAUUGUGGUCACCCUUGUCGAGAUGGGUUUCAAUGUGGACACGCUCCCUGCUUAUGCAAAACGGUCUCAGAGGAUGGUCAUCACCGCCCCUCCAGUGACCAAUCAGCCGGUGACCCCCAAGGCCCUCACUGCCGGACAGAACCGACCCCACCCGCCGCACAUCCCCAGCCAUUUUCCUGAGUUCCCCGAUCCCCACACCUACAUCAAAACUCCGACGUACCGCGAGCCCGUGUCGGACUACCAGGUCCUGCGGGAGAAGGCUGCGUCCCAGAGGCGAGAUGUGGAGCGGGCCCUCACCCGUUUCAUGGCCAAGACCGGCGAGACCCAGAGUCUUUUCAAAGAUGAUGUCAGCACGUUUCCACUGAUCGCCGCCAGGCCUUUCACCAUCCCCUACCUGACCGCGCUUCUUCCCUCUGAGCUGGAGAUGCAGCAAAUGGAAGAGACGGAUUCCUCGGAGCAGGAUGAGCAGACGGACACGGAGAACCUCCCUCUUCACAUCAGCACGGAUGAUUCUGGAGCCGAGAAGGAGAACACCUCCGUCCUGCAGCAGAACCCCUCCUUGUCGGGGAGCCGGAACGGGGAGGAGAGCAUCAUCGAUAACCCCUACCUGCGGCCCGUGAAGAAACCCAAGAUCCGCAGGAAGAAGUCCCUCUCGUGAGCUGAGAAGGAAGCCUGCCUUGUACAAAGACACAGACACCACCCUCCUGGGGGGAAGAAAGGGUGGCUGCCUUGGGGUCCAGCUGAGGCUGCCAGGCUCUGACCGGGCAUGAUUUUAAUAGCAGACUCUCUAUUAAGAUUACCUGUUUUCACUGGAUAUUUGGGUUGAAGAAGACACGAUAGUAACAAUGAGGCUUUUUUUAAAUUCACCAGGCUGUACCCUGGGGCAUAGGAGCAGCCAGUGACUUCAUUUAUUAUCAUGGGAUUUGAUUCUUUGAAACCUGGAUACCAGGGGAGGUGCCGGGAAAGGAAGGGCUUUGCCUCUUUUGCUCACUGCCAGACAGACUGGUGGCUUAGUUUGUAUUUCAAGGCACCUGGACCCCUUUUAUCGACUGACAGUUUGCAGCACCAAAUUAUCCUAGAACAACCGCUCCUCCUCUCCUCACCUGGGCUCCAAGGGCCCUGUUCCGCUGAUCGAAGGUGACUUUCCCUCCUUUAACAUGUUGGAAACAGGAGACCCACCCUUCAUAGCCUGUGGGGCCGGCAGGAGUCAGGAGCAGACACGGUCACGGUCACGUGGAGGAGGCUGAGGCAGGAGGGCGGCAUUGCCUCCCAUCAGCUUGUGAUGAGAGCUCCCUGUAGCAGGGCAGCGCCCUCUGCCGAGAGUUGUCCCUUACUGUCCCUCUAGGGAGCGUGUGCUUGGGAACGACCAAGUCCUGCCCCAUCCCAGGAAAAGAGGUUUUCUUUGACAAGAGCCUACACCAGUGGAUAGAUCAUGCUGUGACUUGACAGAGGAAUCACUGAUUUUACACAGUAGGAAAAGGAUUUGAUGGGGGUGGGUGGGGGGUGACAGGAGUGAGAUUUUGAAGGCCGGGUUUGGCCUCAUGUUCUGAAAGCCAAGAGACCUGGCUGGUCUGUUGGGCGGCCGGCUGGCUGGAUGGCCAUGUGCCCACUGACGGCAGAAGGGGGCUGAGAAGAGCCUGCAGGUCUGAAUCUGUCCAACCUCCUUGCCCCCUGGGAGAGAAGACUUCAUCCUUGAUGCACCCUCCAAACCAGAAAAGGAAGAUGCUGGGCAAGUGGGUACUUUUUAGCUCCUCUCCAAAGGAAGAGGUUUUAAAACCAAGUCAGAGGAAGAAAAAUGCCAGUGACAGCUGAAAGUUAACGUGGCGUAAACACCAAGUUCCCUGGGUCAGCGCCCUAAGGACCAUGCUGAGCUCCCUGGGUACUCGGCUUCCACAGUCAUCUCUUAAUCUUCUGUCCUCCUGGCAAAUUUGAAAAUUCAAAAAACCAAGCAGCUUGACAGCAAGUGCCACGUCCCUCUGGCCUCAUUGUCCUCUGCGCACUUCAUCCCGCUGGCCAGAAGGAAGGCGCUGCUCGUCAGUAACUGAACAGGGGAUGCCGACGGAGAAAACUGGAGUCCCCAGCUCCGCACCAAAUAAGAGAUUUUCCAGUUGGUAGUGACCUGCCCCUCUUGCAGUUGAAAGUAAGUCCGCUUGGGCCUAUGCUGCACCCUCCACGUCUGGCCUUUGGCUCUUGGUGAGGCUUGGCCUGAUGUGUUUAAAUAACGGCCCCAGGUUUGAGCCACGGCAGGUACAGGGCUGAUACUUUCCCGGCUUGCUGCUCUCAGCCGCUCUCCGGAGCCGUCCCCCCAGCAGCUCCUCCACGACGCCCGUCGAAUGCUGUUAUGCUGAAGGAUGAGGGAGGACGUGGAAAAGAAGUGCCAUUUCUGCUGCUGCUGCUUCAGAGGCCACCCUGUUCUGGAUGAGACAUGGGGAGAUGGUCAGACAGCCUGCAACACUGACGUGACUGUUGUGUAAAAACGCUGCGUAAUCCUCAAUGUAUAUUUAUAUAUUUUUAUUUUUUAUAACUUUAGGGGAAUGGGUGGAGGGGAAAAGUAGUAAACAGAGCCAGAUUAAGAAUGUGAUUUAUGAGCGCUUAAUAAAGGUCAUAAUAAAAAUCCUAAGUGAAACAGAA